This is a messenger RNA of Klebsormidium nitens, 3206 nucleotides long. Lineage: Eukaryota; Viridiplantae; Streptophyta; Klebsormidiophyceae; Klebsormidiales; Klebsormidiaceae. The record is from the annotation of a GenBank genome assembly.
AUGUUCAAUGUCUUCACAUCUGUUGUUCGUGACCUGAAGUCUGAGCUCAGCAGCAUCAAGGACAAGAUCGAGGACUCUGUGCAUGACGCCAUUUCUGGAAGCUUCGAGCACAAGAAGAGGAAGGCGGACAAGUUCAAGAACGAAGCCGCCAAGAAGAACUACAUCCCCCUCGAAGAGACGCACAUCCGCUUCUCUGCUGUGAAGGAGACUGUCUCGGAGGCCAAGGAGUCUAGGAUUGGCAUGGCGCCUGAGCAGCUGGAGAAGAUGGACGAGAUCCUUGACGAAGGUUUGUCUAUUCUUCAGGAUCGCAUGCGUUUCUAUGAGGUUGCAGAGGCUGAGACCUGGGAUGUUGCCAAGAAGAUUGAUGAGCAUGAUUUCAUUCUCGACCUUCCUGAAGAUGUGAAGUCCAAGCUCAAGCGCGCCAAGAAGGAGGUCAAGGCUGAGACCAAGGACAAGUCUGCGCUGAAGAAGAAGAGCUCUUUUGGUUUCCGCAAGUUCCGCAGCAAGAAGGGUGGUUUCCAGAAGGGUUUUCAAGGUGGUUUCCAGCAGGGUGGUUUCCAGCAGCAUGCUGAGUUGGAGUCUUUACACCUGCUGGCUGACCUCACUGAGGCAGCCGAAUUUGAAGGUUUUCGUCGUGCUGCCAAGCCUUCUUCUUCGACCUCCUCUGGCCAACCUUCUGCUCCCAAGUCUGAACCCUGGCUUCGCAACCGCCUACGUCAGCACAUCGCUUUCUGGCGCACUUUUUGUACUUCUGCCUUCAUUCUCAGCAUCCUCACGUCUGGCUAUCAGCUCCCCUGGUCCGCAAACCCUCCGGUUGGCCCGAGGCUCUUCUCGAAUUACCCUUCUGCCUUCGAGUAUCCUGAGUAUCCUGCUGUCGCCUCUCUUGUUGCUUCUGGAGCAGCUCUUCAGGUCCAGAAUAGGCCUUUCAUUGUUAAAGCUCAGGUCUUAGGCGACUUCGCUCAGGCAGGUUUCGUUCUCUCUACUGAGAAGUGUCAGCUUCAGCUUAGCCACGUGGUGAAGUUUUUAGGGUUUGUGAUUGAUAUGCUCAGUGGCGUCUUCCGCUUGACUGCUCUUCAGAAGACCAAGCUUCAGGAUGCUAUCUCCUCCGCGCGCUCUUCACCUCAGCGUGUCCCUGCUAAGCUGCUCGCUCGUAUCACUGGCCUUCUCGCGUCUAUGAAGCUGGUCACCGGCUCAGUCUCUGGCCUGUUUACUCGCUACCUGCAUCGAGCUCUGAACACCCGCUCUUCCUGGCGCUCGACUGUUUCCCUAGACGCUGCUGCUCUCUCCAAGCUUUCCUUCUGGACCUCAUCUCUUGACCAAUUCUCUGCGCGCCCUAUUUGGCGGCAAUUCUCCCUCGUCCUAGUUCUCCAGUAUGACGCGGGUGCGAACGGCUGGGGAGGACACGUGGUCAUCAGCGGUCAGCAGCAUUUUGCUCAUGGUGCUUGGGCUCCGGACGAGGUCCACGGCUGCCGUUCUUCGACGUGGCGCGAGCUCCAAGGUCUUCACCGUCUUCUGCGUUCUGUUGGUCAUCUUCUUCGCGGGCAUCGGGUGAUCGCGCGCGGUGACGCUCAGAACGUGUUCUGGAUUCUCGACAGGGGUGGCUCUCGGCUAGAGCAUCUUCAGGAAAUCUGCCUCGACAUUUUCUGGCUGUGCCAUAGUCUUCACAUCGACCUGACUCCGGACUGGGUUCCUCGCGCCCAGAAUGAACUUGCUGACUACUUGUCGAAGCUUGUCGAUUACGACGACUUUGGUCUUCAGCCUGCGGCUUUCUCUCAUUUGCUUCAGCAGCUAGGCCCUUUCGACAUAGACUGCUUCGCUAGCGAGCAUAACGCCUUGCUCCCCGCUUUCUUCUCAGAGCUUUGGACGCCGCGCGCGCACGCGGCGAACGCUUUCGCUCAACCCUGGUCAGGUUUUCGCUGCUAUUGCUUCCCGCCGCCCAAGCUCAUUCCCCGCGUACUCCAGCACGCUUUAGAGUCUUGCACCGACAUUGUUUUGGUCGUCCUGGAUUGGCCCGGUCAGUUCUGGUGGCCACUCCUGCGUUCCGGUUCCGGUUGGGCUCCGUUUGUCCGGCGUUCCGUCCGCUUUCCUAUGGGACCGGCUACGCUCCGUCGCGGUUCCGCUACUUCCUUCUUCGGCCACGGCUUUCCCCUCUGCGACGUUUUCGCUCUGGACAUCCCCGUUUCCGGUAAGAUAUUCCGUUCCGUUCUGAUUCUUUUCUUCUCUUCUGCAGACGUCUUCGGUCAGCACGCUUGGUCUCUCGAAGACGCUGGCCUUCCGGCCGAUGAUCCUGUUCUCUCGACUCUCCUGUCCGAACUGCGCGCGCGCGCGUCACAAUCUCGCGCGGAGGGCACAGUUUCGACGUACAGCGGCCAUUGGAAACGUUUCAAAACUUUCUGCCAAGCCCGGGGUGUUCCUUUUCUUCCUGCCUCUCCGCUGACGGUCGCCCUCUACUUCACGUUUUUGCUGCGCUCUGCCAAGACUCCGAGUCCUAUCCUUUCGUGUUCUGGCGCCAUCUUCUUUCAUCAUUCGAUUGCGGGUCUUCCCUCUCCCACUCAGCAUCCGAUGGUCGCGAUGGCGCGCCAGAUUGCGCGCCGCACUCUCACCAAGGGCAAGAAUCAGAAAACUGAGCCGCUCCUGGCGUCCCACAUCUUCCAGCUUUUUGACACGUGGCUCCUGUCUCCCGGCGCUGACCUGGUCUCGGCAAUGAAGCUGGCUGCUAUCUCUCUGUGCUACGCUGGUUUCUUCCGUUUUUCCGAUCUUAUGACCGUUCAGUGGCAGGAGAUUCGCUUUGAGUCUUCGCAUAUGGAGUGCUUCUUGGAGAAAUCCAAGACGGAUCAAUUUCGCGAGGGCCGCUGGGUCCUGAUUUCCCGGGUGGGAGGCGAAAGAUGCAUCGUUCAGUUGGUUGAACGUCUGAUCCACUUUGGCGGCUAUGCCUCUGUCGGGCCGGGUGGCCUUAUCCGCAACAUUGUCUCUACUCCUGUUGGACAGCGGGUCUGCAGCAGCGUCCCCUGCUACAGCACGGUGAACGCGUGGUUCAAGGAGGCCGCCCAGCUUCUCGGCCUGGAUCCUGACCAGUACGCCACGCACUCGGGGCGCCGCGGGGGCGCGACGCGCGCGGCGAACGUCGACGUUCCUGACCGUCUGUUCAAGGAGCACGGUGGCUGGCGCUCCGAGCGCGCGAAGGACGGCUAUGUGGUGACGCGCCU